Messenger RNA from Penicillium expansum, 870 nucleotides. RefSeq names its product Aminoglycoside phosphotransferase. The coding region runs from base 1 to 870 and encodes 289 amino acids. The record is from RefSeq and is a predicted model, not a curated record. NCBI's taxonomy places the organism in Eukaryota, Fungi, Ascomycota, Eurotiomycetes, Eurotiales, Aspergillaceae. The transcript has 2 exons.
AUGGAACCACUCAUACGCCCAAUCACCCAUCCACACAGUCGUGACCCUAAUGGAAUCUUCCCACUAUGUGAAAGGGAUCUGAACUCCGUCACAGAUGAGGCUCUGGCAGCCCUUCUCACAACUGCUCCUAUUCUUCAUCAGCUAGGUGGGACAACAGUUGUGCGGCUUUCUAAGAAGUUGGUUAUGAAGGGUGGUGGAAGCGUCCUUGCUAGUGAGGCGAAAAUGCUUAGCCUCCUUGCUUCCAAAGCUAGCAUCCGAGUCCCACGAGUCCAUCGAUCAUUUCAGGUGAAAGAUGAUACGCUAUACUUUGGCACAUGCGGGUAUAUUGUGAUGGACUUUAUCCAAGGCCAACCUCUGGAUAAAUGCUGGGCCGGCCUGCCGCUUGGUACCCAAGGGGAAAUCGCCUCGCAGAUUGCUGAAAUGAUCAAAGAGAUGCAGUCCAUUGAGCUUUUACAGCCUGGUCCUAUCGGUGGAGGGCCAUGUCGGGGUCUGUUCUUCACAGAUUAUAGUGCCGGGCCUUUUAUGGACACAGCUGAAAUGGAAGGGUGGUUUAACCACAAACUUGAUAUCUGCAAGAGCGUCCGUAAAGCUCCAAAAGACACACCACCAUUCCACUUUACCAAGUUUGUUAUUACACAUCACGAUAUCAGCCCUCGAAACCUAGUCUUAGAUCAGCAUGGACGAGUGUGGUUGAUUGAUUGGGCAUAUUCCGGUGCAUAUCCUCCUGUCUUCGAAAGCGCGGCGUUGUCAAUUCAAUCGUCUUUCACCGAUUUCAAUGAGAUGGUGCUAUCUCUUAUUCCACGUUAUCCCGAGAAGGAAGUGCAACUUGACUCUAUUGGAUAUGGAUUAACCACUGCCGCAUUGGCAUAA